Propithecus coquereli (Coquerel's sifaka) is the source of this 1855-nucleotide messenger RNA. It is a transcript of the gene PPP1R16B, whose product is annotated as protein phosphatase 1, regulatory subunit 16B. Gene Ontology annotation, cellular component: cytoplasm. Gene Ontology annotation, molecular function: enzyme inhibitor activity; protein binding; protein phosphatase regulator activity. Bases 28 to 1734 code for a protein of 568 amino acids. The record is from RefSeq and is a predicted model, not a curated record. Gene Ontology annotation, biological process: regulation of sprouting angiogenesis; establishment of endothelial barrier. NCBI's taxonomy places the organism in Eukaryota, Metazoa, Chordata, Mammalia, Primates, Indriidae. The transcript has 10 exons.
GCCAGGGCGCGGGGAAGUGCGGUGGCCAUGGCCAGCCACGUGGACCUGCUGACGGAGCUGCAGCUGCUGGAGAAGGUGCCCACGCUGGAGCGGCUGCGUGCUGCCCAGAAGCGCCGGGCCCAGCAGCUGAAGAAGUGGGCGCAGUACGAGCAGGACUUGCAGCACCGCAAGCGCAAGCAUGAGCGGAAGCGCAGCACAGGCGGCCGCCGCAAGAAGGUGUCCUUCGAGGCCAGCGUGGCCCUACUGGAGGCCUCACUGAGGAACGACGCCGAGGAAGUACGCUACUUCCUGAAGAACAAGGUCAGCCCUGAUUUGUGCAACGAGGAUGGACUCACAGCCCUGCACCAGUGCUGCAUUGACAACUUUGAGGAAAUUGUCAAGCUGCUCCUAUCCCACGGUGCGAACGUGAACGCCAAGGACAACGAGCUGUGGACGCCUCUGCAUGCUGCGGCCACCUGCGGCCACAUCAACCUGGUGAAGAUCCUCGUUCAGUAUGGGGCCGACUUGCUUGCUGUCAACUCUGAUGGGAACAUGCCAUAUGACCUCUGCGAGGAUGAGCCCACCCUGGAUGUCAUCGAGACCUGCAUGGCAUACCAAGGCAUCACCCAAGAAAAAAUCAACGAGAUGCGGGCAGCCCCAGAGCAGCAGAUGAUCUCAGACAUCCAUUGCAUGAUUGCAGCGGGCCAGGACCUAGACUGGAUAGACGCCCAGGGUGCCACGCUGCUGCACAUAGCCGGAGCCAAUGGCUACCUGCGGGCAGCUGAGCUCCUCCUGGACCACGGUGUGCGCGUGGACGUGAAGGACUGGGAUGGCUGGGAGCCCCUGCACGCGGCUGCCUUUUGGGGACAGAUGCAGAUGGCAGAGCUUUUGGUGUCCCAUGGGGCUAGUCUCAGUGCAAGGACAUCCAUGGAUGAGAUGCCAAUAGACCUGUGUGAGGAGGAGGAGUUCAAGGUCCUGCUGCUGGAGCUGAAACACAAGCACGAUGUGAUCAUGAAGUCACAGCUGAGGCACAAGUCGUCCUUGAGCCGGAGGACAUCCAGCGCAGGCAGCCGUGGGAAGGUGGUGCGUCGAGCCAGCCUGUCAGACAGGACCAACCUGUACCGGAAGGAGUACGAGGGUGAGGCCAUACUGUGGCAGCAGCGGAGUGCGGCCGAGGACCAGCGCACCUCGACCUACAACGGGGACAUCCGGGAGACCAGGACAGAUCAGGAGAAUAAGGACCCGAACCCCAGGCUAGAGAAGCCUGUGCUGCUCUCCGAAUUUCCUACCAAGAUUCCACGAAGUGAACUGGACAUGCCUGUUGAGAAUGGCCUCCGAGCUCCAGUCAGCGCCUACCAGUAUGCAUUGUCCAAUGGGGACAUCUGGAAGGUGCAUGAGGUGCCUGACUACAGCAUGGCCUAUGGCAACCCUGGUGUGGCCGACACCACCCCACCCUGGAGUGGCUACAAGGAGCAGAGCCCCCAGACGCUUCUGGAGCUGAAGCGGCAGCGGGCUGCAGCCAAGCUGCUCAGCCACCCCUUCCUGAGCACCCACCUGGGCAGCAGCAUGGCCAGGACGGGCGAGAGUAGCAGUGAAGGCAAGGCCCCCUUGAUCGGAGGCAGAACUUCACCGUACAGCAGCAAUGGGACCUCGGUGUAUUACACGGUCACCAGCGGAGAUCCCCCGCUCUUAAAGUUCAAGGCCCCCAUGGAGGAGAUGGAGGAGAAGGUCCACGGCUGCUGCCGGAUCUCCUAGUCUCCUUGUAACAGAGGAGAGAGAUGCCCCGGGGAGGGGUCGCUGGAAUCCAGGCCAGCCCAACAGCCUUGGCGGGGGAGGUGUCAGAGGGCAGCCGGGAGAGGUGGGCUCUGCUUUCCAG